Molecule: messenger RNA, 3057 nt
Organism: Naumovozyma castellii
Lineage: Eukaryota; Fungi; Ascomycota; Saccharomycetes; Saccharomycetales; Saccharomycetaceae
Gene: POL5
Product: DNA-directed DNA polymerase
Exons: 1
Coding region: 1-3057 (1018 amino acids)
Source: RefSeq, a predicted model, not a curated record
AUGGUCACCAAGGUAAACAGAGAUUUGUUUUACAAAUUGGCCUCUGACCUGCAAGAAGAAAGAUUCCAAGCUGCGAUAUCUUUAGUGAAAGAACUUACAAAUUUAUUAUUGCCGGACGAAACAGAGGAAUGGACCUACGUCGUUAACAGAUUGAUCAAAGGGCUUGCAUCAGAUCGUUCUAGUGCUAGAUUAGGGUUUUCACUAUGUUUAACUGAGGUUAUCAACUUAGCGUUGUCUAUGAAGGAAAAUGCACCAGAAGGACUACAAACUAUUGAUGAUUUCCUCCAGUUAUUAUCCAAGACAUUAUCAUUGGAUACAAAUGCAAAUGAAAAGGGUGCAUUGAAGAAGAAAAAAGGAAGAGAUGAAAGAGGGUUAUUGUUUGGUAAAAUGUUUGGUUUACAAGCUGUGACAAAUGAGCCUGUUUUCAGUUCUGUAUUUUUAACUAAGAAGGACGGCAAAACCGAAAUUACCCCAUUUGCAUUCAAAUUCAUGAAUGAAGUGGUAGACUUGGCCUUAAAGAAAAAUUGGAUAAAGGAAUCUUGUCUGUUCACAUUAUUUCAAACAAUCCAGAAAUUAUUACCAUAUGCAAAUAAGGAUACUUAUUUAUCAAUCCUUUCCCUUCUGGAUUCACACAACUUGAGCUUGACUAGUGAAGGAUUAGCAGUUUAUCUGACUAUCUUGUAUGGCGAUACCAACGACAAUAAACUUGAUACAAGCUCGAUUGAAUUUAAGAAUCCAGGUUGGAAAAAUAAUGAUCCAUUAUCGAGAGGUAAUCUACCUCUUUUAACGGAGGUAUUACGUGAUUCUUCAGUCACACAACCAAGUGAAGGAUAUGAAAAUUCCAAAAAACAGAACGCAUCUAAUUGGAACCCAAGAUUGCACUUUGUGUGGGAUAUACUGCUACCAAUAUUGAUUUCGGGAAAGCACACAACCGCAUCAAAUACUCAACAUAUUUCGAAGAAGAGGAAAAAGAAUAACAAUGAGCUACCUAAGCAUAUUGAGUUUCCUGAAUUUUGGCAGAUGGUCGUCGAUGAGUCUUUUUUCAAUGAAAAGGCUUCCAGUGAAAGAAAGUACCUCGGUUUUUUGAUUUUUAUUAAAACAAUAAAAGUUGUUAGCCAGACUCAAUUGAAUAAUUGUUUUAGUCAUAAUUUCAUGAGGUCAUUAAUCAAUCAAUCAACAGACUCCAAACGUCUAUUGCACAAAAUGUCUCAAAAUGCUUUAAAUACCAUUAUUGAAGUCUGUCAGGAGGAUUCUUCCAAUAAAUUAGUUAAAUGUGUAAACGCAAUGGUAUUUGGUCCUUCAGGAUCAAUUAAUUUUGACAAGCUAACUAAAUCGAAAACGAUCAGUAAACUAAUCAGCAUCCACCCCCUUGAUGUCAAAACGUUGGCUGAUUUAUUCGACCUCUUCACAUCAAACAUUUCCGAGAAAUCAGAAAAUAAGCAAAAAAAUCGUUACGUUUUGGAUACUCUUCUUCACAUCGUCCGUACUCACAAAACUGGUUUAGAAUAUGAUGCCAUAGUAACUCCAUUAUUAGAUCCAUUAAUUCAAUGGGCCUUCUUCGCAAAGGAAAAUGAGCCUUUAAAUGAAUUGGCAAAAGAAAGAUUUUCCUCUAUUUUAGCCGAGCUAACCUCAGUUAUUCCAAAAGAACCACACCAUUCCUGGCAAUAUUAUGCAUUAGAUAUAAUUCUUAAGAAGGAAAGGACUGGGAAGUUUGAACUUGUUAAUAAAUUGGAUGAAAAUUUAGGUAAGAUAAAGAAUGAUGCAUGCGAUGUAAUUGUUAAAAUUAUCAAGUCACCACAAUCUCCACAAUUGAAUGGGUUGGAAUCAUUGUUGUCUAUGUGUUUGCUUCAACUAUUCUCCGGAGAAACAGAAUCUUUAUCUACGAUAGAGGAAUUGAUUGAAUUCUACAAAGAGCAUAAAGGUGAUACAGAAUCGACGUCAUUGGUUGGUAUUACCGAAAUACUACUCUCUUUAUUAGCACAGAAAAAGGCUGUGUUAAGAAAGUUAAGUCUGAUGGUAUGGGAGCAAUUUAUAACUAAUGUGGGCAAAGAAGAGCUAAAUAUUUUACUGGACGUUUUAAAGGCAAGAGAAAAUAAACAAGGUUUUGCUCACUUAUUUGAAGGUGCCGAUGAGUACGAGGAAAUUGAAGACGAGCAAGAAGGUGAAAGCAACCAAUCAGAGGAGAAGGAUGUUAGCGGUGAGGAGUCCGAAGAGAGUGAAGAGAGUGAAAUAGACGACGAAGACGAUUCGCUGGAUACUGCUGAAGUCAAUAAUAUCGAUAAGGAAGCAACAAGUGCGCUUGCAAAAGCAUUGAAUUUACCAGAAAAUAUUGUCAAUGAUAAGGGUGAAGUCGACGUAGCAAAACUGGAGGCUCUUUCAGAUUCCGACAUGGAUGAUGAUGAUGAUGACAGUGAUGAAGAAUCCAUGGACGAUGAAAAAAUGAUGCUACUAGAUGACCAGUUAUCAGAAAUCUUCAAGCGUCGGAAAGAGGCGUUAUCUACAACAUCAACUGGUAAUCAAAGAAAAAUUGAGGCUAAAGAGUCUCGUGAAAACGUUAUUGCUUUUAAAAGUAGAGUUGUCGAUCUACUUACUGUCUACGUGAAAUAUGUAGAGAAAUUACAGACUGCUGAUCAUUCCCAAAAGUUUGUGAACCUCAUUUCAUUUGUUGAACCCAUGGUUACAUGCGUUCAAAAAACUUUAGAUAAAUCUCUAGCAGAUAAGGUCUCGAAACUACUGAAGACAAGAAUUUUUAAAAUAAAAAGUUCAACUUUCAAAAAUAGUGCUAACCCGGUAGAAGUUUUGGAGUAUCUAAAGAAACUGCAUGAAAAGCUAUUAACUGAAAAACCUGGUCAACAUCCACAACUAUAUUACACACUUUCCUCCUCUGCAUCAUUAUUUUUCAGCAAGAUUUAUGUGGCAUCCUCGACUGAUGAGACAAACGCUUACAAUAAAUUGAUCGACCAAUAUUCAAAUACAACAAAAUCUUGGAUGUCUAAGUCCAAAUUUGGUCCAAACUUCUUUGCGGAUUUUUUCAAUUGGCUUGCAUCCAGGAAAUAG